UAAGAGAGUACGCAGACGUCCUCCAGUACAGUAGGUGGUGCUGUUCACCUCUCAAGUCUAGUAUGUGACGUCACUGAGACCAGCGAGAGAACCCGUGAAGACAUCAUGGCGGGAUUAAUGAAAUGUGAAAGUGGUUUGCAUAUCGAAACUGUUGGAGUCCGUGUUUUUUGGAUUACCGUAUUAUUUUGCUUUCAGUUUUUACAUCAAUCGUCAGGUGCCACCCGUCCCAUCAUAGAAGUUAAAGAUGGACAAGAAAUUAAAUUGCAGGGCGCACAUCAUUUUUGCUACAAUAAUACCAUUGUACCUGGAUGGAGGGAAACGUGGACUAGAAUACAGGUGAGAGUAUGGAGCACAACAAAGCUGAAGGUAACGGUGGUAAAUGAUGAGCAGGACCUGCUGGAGCUUGAGCAUUUCAGCAUCUGGCAACUUGUGCAGUACUUCAUCCGUGAACAGACCAAUGAGACAACAGUGAGCGUCAAUCUGUUCAACAACAAGACAUGUUUUCGGGUGGACCCCUCAGACUCUCGAACACUCUAUUCUGUACAACCCAGUCGACAUUUUGACAUCUACAUGUUUUUGGUGUUUCUGGCUGGAGUGCUACUGUUCCUCUAUGCAGACAUACUCAGCAGGAGUCAAGUGUUUUACUACUCUGCAGGCAUGAGCACCGGGAUGAUCGCCUCCCUUAUCAUCAUCAUCUUUGUCCUUAGCCGGUUUUUACCGAAGAAAAUGCCUGUCUAUGCGCUGCUUAUGGGAGGCUGGUCUUUCGCUUUGUACAUCAUCCAGCUGGUAUUCCGGAACUUGCAGCUGAUUCUUAAAGAGCACUGGCUUCUGGCCAUUGGUUAUGCCACCGUUGUUGGGUUUGUCAGUUUCGCAGUGUGCUACCGCUACGGUCCCCUGGUGGAAGAGCGAAGUAUCAACAUCCUGUCCUGGACGCUACAGAUAUUCGGCCUUCUGCUCGUCUACGCAGGAAUUCAGGUUCAAGCUGUGGCUCUGGCUGUGAUGCUGGCUGCGUUCUGCUCUAAGAACCUGGAGUACCCUUUUACAUUGACUCUCGCAUUGUAUAAGAAACUAAUGCCAAGGAAACCAGAGCCGCGACGUUUGCUGACAGAAGAGGAAUAUCAGAGGCAAGGAGAGGCUGAGACUCAAAAAGCUUUAGAUGAGCUCAGAAAAUACUGCAGCAGUCCAGAGUUCAACACAUGGAAAACUGUCUCUAGACUUCAGUCACCUAAGCGGUUUGCUGACUUCAUCGAGGGAUCUCCUCAUCUGCUCUCCAAUGAGGUUUCAGUUCACACCCAGGAGUACAGGCCGAAUGGGUCGUUUCUCGAAGAUGACCUGUUUUCCACCGAUGAAGAAAAUCUAGAGGAGGAGGAGGAGGGAUGGGAAACCGAUGAUGAUGUAAAGUCACCAGUGGGUUCACCACAAAGAAACAAUACGCGGGCAACCAAUGGAGGUUUUCACUUAUGAAUGCAAAACGAAGGCGAUCGAAUUGGCACACAAAGCUGAACACCAGCUAGCACGUGAUAUUCAUUUCUGAUCCUUUUGUGAUCAGAUUUGGUGCCACAUUGUUAUUGUGACUUUCGAGAUAGGCGACAAGUUGUUUGAUAUUAAUUUUCUUUACAAAAUCAUUUUAUUUUUUAUUUUAACAUUGAAUUUGAAGAUAUUUGAUUCUUCCUGUCGGAGGGGACUGUGAAAGCCGUUGCUUUGCCCUGUUACGUGGAUUUUAUUUUAUUUAAUGUGUUUUAUGAUUUGUUGUGCAUUGUUUGUUUGGUUAUGUUUUGUUUUUAUGUUAAAUUAAGGCCCAGGCACAUGCAUGUAAAUGUCAGUAUUGAAGUUGAACAGAAGGGGCACAUAUGUGAGGAUUUUAAGUGCUGUUGACUGGAGCCAAAUGGUUAUUUUAUUUUUGUAUGAAUGAGCAAUAAAAGCAGAAUUGUUGA
Molecule: messenger RNA, 1934 nt
Organism: Misgurnus anguillicaudatus (oriental weatherfish)
Lineage: Eukaryota; Metazoa; Chordata; Actinopteri; Cypriniformes; Cobitidae
Gene: nemp1
Product: nuclear envelope integral membrane protein 1
Cellular component (GO): nuclear envelope
Source: RefSeq, a predicted model, not a curated record